AAAAACCCACGCAACCCUAAUUCCUCCAUCUCCUUUUCUUUCUCUUUCUCACUACACAGCGUCUCUUUCUCUCUCCUCCACAACGCCGCCGCGAGAUCCCCGUCUCCUCCUCGAGGAUUUCAAGUCAGCCAUGGCUGGUGGAGAGGCAAAAAAGCCUAAUGCCGGGGGGAAGAAGAAGGAGGUUAAGAAAGAAACUGGAUUGGGACUUACCAACAAGAAAGAUGAGAACUUUGGAGAAUGGUACUCUGAGGUAGUUGUCAAUGGAGAAAUGAUCGAGUACUAUGAUAUUUCUGGCUGUUAUAUUCUCAGGCCCUGGACGAUGUCAAUCUGGGAGACCAUGCAAGAGUUUUUUGAUGCCGAGAUAAAGAAAAUGAAAGUAAAGAACUGCUACUUUCCUCUUUUCGUAUCUUCUACUGUCUUAGAGAAGGAGAAGGAUCACAUAGAAGGUUUUGCACCAGAGGUUGCUUGGGUUACUAGAUCUGGAAAAUCUGAAUUAGAGGUACCUGUAGCAAUUCGUCCUACUAGUGAGACUGUAAUGUAUCCCUAUUACUCAAAAUGGAUUAGGGGACACCGGGACCUUCCCUUGAGACUUAACCAGUGGUGUAAUGUUGUUCGGUGGGAAUUCAGCAAUCCCACUCCAUUUAUCAGGAGUCGGGAGUUUCUUUGGCAGGAAGGGCAUACUGCCUUUGCAACGAAGGAUGAAGCAGAUGAAGAGGUGCUUCAAAUUUUGGAAUUGUACAGACGUAUCUAUGAAGAAUUUUUGGCUAUUCCUGUUAUAAAGGGUAAGAAAAGUGAGUUGGAGAAAUUUGCUGGUGGACUUUACACCACUAGUGUUGAGGCAUAUAUUCCAAAUACCGGUCGCGGUGUACAAGGUGCAACUUCGCAUUGCCUAGGUCAAAAUUUUGCAAAAAUGUUUGAGAUAAGCUUUGAAAAUGAGAAGGGGGAGAAGGCUAUGGUUUGGCAGAACUCAUGGGCCUAUAGCACUCGGACGAUCGGGGUUAUGGUGAUGGUUCAUGGGGAUGACAAAGGCUUGGUGCUGCCACCUAAAGUUGCAUCUGUCCAAGUUAUUGUAGUUCCGGUUCCAUAUAAAGAUGCUAAUACUCAAGGUAUAUUCGAUGCCUGCACUGAAACUGUGAAUACCUUGAGCGAAGCAGGUAUACGUGCAGAGGCUGACUUCAGAGACAACUAUUCACCUGGUUGGAAGUACUCGCAUUGGGAAAUGAAAGGCGUUCCUCUAAGGAUUGAGAUAGGUCCAAAGGACUUGGCGAACAACCAGGUGCGUGCUGUUCGCCGUGACAAUUCAGCGAAAGUAGAUAUUCCUAGGGCAAGCUUGGUUGAGCAAGUAAAAGAACUUCUGGGCAACAUUCAACAGAACCUGUUUGAUGUUGCGAAACAAAAACGGGAUGCAUGCGUUGAGAUUGUUAAGACUUGGGAAGAAUUCAUCGCAGCACUCGGAAAGAAGAAAUUGAUCUUAGCUCCUUGGUGUGAUGAGGAGGAAGUGGAGAAAGAUGUGAAAGCAAGGACAAAGGGUGAGAUGGGAGCAGCUAAAACUCUAUGUUCUCCAUUUGACCAGCCAGAGCUUCCUGAAGGUACUCUGUGCUUUGCCUCGGGAAAGGCUGCAAAGAAGUGGACCUAUUGGGGCAGGAGCUACUAGUUGCCAAAUUUUGUUACCGUUUGCUCCACAGUUUUCUGUUCCCGAACUUCUUGUAGGGACAACACCGAAGUGUUUUUCUUGGAAAAACGAAUAAAUCAUACUAGAGGACUGAGAUGUGCCAAAUCCCACUUAUCUUUUUCACUCAACUCUCUAAUUCCUAUUUCGUUUCCGUUUGUUGCCAUACAAUUUUUUUUUUGGGUAGUACAUUUGUUGCGUUUCUUA
This is a messenger RNA of Morus notabilis, 1876 nucleotides long. RefSeq names its product proline--tRNA ligase, cytoplasmic. Gene Ontology annotation, molecular function: proline-tRNA ligase activity; ATP binding. Bases 131 to 1654 code for a protein of 507 amino acids. Gene Ontology annotation, cellular component: aminoacyl-tRNA synthetase multienzyme complex; cytoplasm. NCBI's taxonomy places the organism in Eukaryota, Viridiplantae, Streptophyta, Magnoliopsida, Rosales, Moraceae. The transcript is spliced from 13 exons. Gene Ontology annotation, biological process: prolyl-tRNA aminoacylation. The record is from RefSeq and is a predicted model, not a curated record.